AUGGACAGGGUGACGGCCGGCCCGGGCGGCGUGGCGCCCCACCUCAUAUCUCCGGAAGUGGACAUGACCGGCUUCUCGGAGGACGACCUGCGCUUCCUGGUGCUCCGCUCCAGGCUGCACUCGGGCGAGAUGCCGAUGCAGGGGGGCCAGGGCCUGCUGGCUGCCGAGCACGCCGGCCUGAGCCGCCCCUCGCCCCAGCUGGCGUCCGGCAUCCCCGGCACGGUGGGCGUCGCGGCGCCCGGGGCGGGCUUGAUGGGCCCCCAGGGGCACCCCAGCGCGGGGCCCCUGCUGCUGGGCACCGGCGGGAUGCAGGGCCAGCAGGCCGCGCAGACGCUGGCGGUGUCCUCCAACCUGCUGUUCGACAACUACAAGGCCCUGUCGGGCGUUCUGGGUGGCGGUGAUCCAUUGAAAAGAGGACUUUUGCAGCAAGCAGGAACCGUUGAACACACGCCACCUGGAGGAGUAGGCUCGCCAGACAGCCCUGACCUUCAGGCACCAAACUCGGAGGAACAGAUCCUUCGAACACAAAAGAAGAGGGAAAAGAACCGAAUUGCCCAGCAGAGGUUCAGGCUGCGGCAGAAGCAACUGGUGUCCGAUCUGCAGGACGAGCUGUCGAAGAAGUCCAGGGAGAUUGAUGACCUACGGCAGACCAGAAGCCAGGUUGAGGAGGAGAACAAGGUAUUGAGGAAGGCCCUGGAACAGAUGGAUGUCGAUGUUGAAAAGGUGCUGCAGUACACUGAGAGUCCGCAGCCUCAGUUGGAAGACCUGCCAUCAGUUGCACCUGCCAUUAAGCAGGAGGAUGACAGCUCUCAGUCUAAAGGGGAUGACUCCAUGAGCAGGGAUCCCAUUGAUGCACUGGAACCUGUCAACAGCCCUGAACUUUUGUGA
This is a messenger RNA of Ostreobium quekettii, 888 nucleotides long. NCBI's taxonomy places the organism in Eukaryota, Viridiplantae, Chlorophyta, Ulvophyceae, Bryopsidales, Ostreobiaceae. The record is from the annotation of a GenBank genome assembly.